Myxocyprinus asiaticus (Chinese sucker) is the source of this 2082-nucleotide messenger RNA. Its product is annotated as BTB/POZ domain-containing protein 10-like. Gene Ontology annotation, molecular function: protein binding. The coding region runs from base 192 to 1490 and encodes 432 amino acids. Gene Ontology annotation, biological process: positive regulation of phosphorylation. Lineage: Eukaryota; Metazoa; Chordata; Actinopteri; Cypriniformes; Catostomidae. The transcript has 8 exons. Gene Ontology annotation, cellular component: cytoplasm. The record is from RefSeq and is a predicted model, not a curated record.
GUUUCCUGUCAGCAGUUGGAGAUCAAAUUCGCUGUUUCAAAAAAGCUGGAGGUCCUCUUCACAUUUUGCUGGUUAUUGUCUUGUUUUCCUUACAGGUCAAUACAAAUAAUCAACUCUUUAACAAACAAUGCUCUUGAGAUUGUAAAAGUGGCCAGACGUGUUAGUCUGGACUUGAGGCUGACCUAUUGAAAAUGAACAUGCCCGGUGCCAGUGGAGGAUGUGACCGAUCCAGAGAUCGACGGCGCUCCAGUGACCGCUCUCGCGACUCCUCGCAUGAACGUGUUGAAGGCCAGCUCACACCCUGCAUUCGCAACGUGACCUCACCCACACGCCAACACAACAGCGAUCGAGAAGGCGGGUCAUCACGGCCCAGCAGCCCCAGGCCUCAGAGAGUUUCUCCCAGCAGCAGCAGUGGGGUGGCCUGCAGUCGCAACAGCAGCCUGUCAAGCUCGGAGGGCACCUACAAGAGCAUGGUCCCCGGUGAAAUGGUCUUCGUCUAUGAAAACGUCAAAGAUGGAGCCCGCAGUGUCCGUACGUCAGAGAAGGUCACGCUUAUAGUGGACAACACUCGCUUCGUGGUGGACUCCACGAUUUUCACAGCACAGCCCAACACCAUGCUUGGCAGAAUGUUUGGAUCAGGAAGGGAGCACAAUUUCACCCGUCCCAACGACAAAGGAGAGUAUGAGGUGGCAGAGGGCAUCAGCUCCACUGUGUUCAGAGCAAUACUGGAUUACUAUAAAUCUGGAAUAAUCCGCUGUCCUGAUGGAAUCUCCAUUCCCGAGCUGAGGGAAGCGUGUGACUAUCUGUGCAUCUCUUUUGACUACAGUACUAUCAAGUGCCGGGACCUGAGUGCCCUGAUGCAUGAGCUGUCCAAUGAUGGCGCUCGACGGCAGUUUGAGUUCUAUCUGGAGGAGAUGGUGCUCCCUCUGAUGGUGACCAGCGCUCAGAGUGGUGAGAGGGAGUGUCACAUUGUAGUGCUCACAGAUGAUGAUGUGGUGGACUGGGAUGAGGAGUACCCACCCCAGAUGGGAGAGGAGUAUUCACAAAUCAUUUACAGUACAAAACUGUAUCGAUUCUUCAAAUACAUUGAAAACCGUGAUGUAGCCAAAUCAGUUUUAAAAGAGCGAGGACUCAAGAAAAUCAGACUGGGUAUUGAAGGUUACCCAACAUACAAAGAGAAAGUGAAAAAGCGCCCGGGCGGUCGACCUGAAGUUAUCUACAACUAUGUCCAAAGACCCUUCAUCCGCAUGUCGUGGGAGAAGGAGGAGGGUAAGAGUCGGCACGUGGACUUCCAGUGCGUGAAGAGCAAAUCCAUCACAAACCUGGCAGCAGCUGCAGCAGACAUUCCCCAGGAUCAGCUUGUGGUGAUGCACCCUGGACCGCAAGUGGAUGAACUGGACAUUAUCCCCAACCACCCUGCACCUGGUCACCAAUACAGCAACAACUUCAACAACGAGCCUGACCCUGACGCCCCCUCACCUGCAGUCUGAGAGCAGACGCCUCUUCAACAGCAUGCUGCAGCAUGAACCAGAGUGACACUAUAACCAGAUUGCCUUCUGCACUUCCUCUACAGCCUUAGAGUCUCACCUGUCUAGUUACUGUAUUUUAAAAAAAGAAAAAAUAGAAGAAAAAAAAAUGAAAUUAUAUACCCAACGUGGACUUGGUCUACUGGCAUGGGCAGUGCUCUCCUGUUCUGUCUUCUGUUCUUUUCUUUUUUUUACUUGACCAAAGGAAAUUUAUUUUUAUUUGUUGUAGGAAAUAAAUUUAGCAUUAUUGGGCUUAUAUUAUGAUUAUUAUUACUAUUGUUCUUUUCCAUUUCUUACAUUAUAACUUCAAUGAGUAUAAAAAAAAAAAAAAAAUGUCUUUCUCUUGAUGCAUUUGGGUUUGGUGCCACUUUAUUUUUCUUUUGGAAAGCGCUCCCCUUGAUCUCCUCAGCUCCUGUGCAGCACGUCUCUUCAGGAGCUCCAUUUGCCUGGUAAAUGAAUGCGGUGUUUUUCUUAGAUGGACAUUCAUUUAUCUGCUGAAGAUCUGUCUGUUUAGUGCUUGAAAACCAUUGUAUUAAUAAAUUGACAUGUAUUCAUA